UACAUAUAUUUACCGCACAGAAAAACAUGAUUUGCUUAUCUGUCAGCACCUGACAAAAGACACAGAUGAAUGAACGUAUAUUUCAGCCGACACUUCACGUUGUGUCACUUUUUUAACCCAUGUAUACAAAUUUACAGCAACUUCUUCUUUGUUCUGCUGUACACUUUCAGGAAGUAUGCUCUGUUAGUUAAUAACGCCAGGAAAGGGAGCUAUAGAUUUGCUGCAAGACAAGUCCGGCAUACACUGAACAAAAUAUAAAUUGCUGAUCGGGCUGAAGACUGUAUUUUUUUGGAUAUUGGCUGAAACGAAAAUGACAGAGACAACUAAAGAGGUUUUAGUGAUUUUUGAGAAGAAUGGAGAAGAAUGGGCCACAUAUCUAAAGAAACUAUUGAAAACCCAUUUAAACACAGAUGCAGUAUUUCUUUGCAAUUUGGACUAUGAAUCAGAAGAAAUGCUGGAACUUCUCAGCCAGUCCAAUUAUCAGUGUAAACUGUUAAUACUGACAAGUUAUCUUCUAGAAACCUUCUGCAGAAACCAAUGUGCUUAUUUCUUUCAUCUUCUACAACCAUCGCACAGAGUGAUUCUCCUGCUUUGUGGUGUGGAAUCCCCAGAAGGGUUUUAUGAAAUAUUUCCACUGGAAAAAGACUGUCACGUGAUUCUAAGUGAUGAAGACCCAAAUGAAUACAUUGCUGUUGUAUCCACAGUCAUGAAUACAGAUUAUGACGAUAAAACAGAAAUACCCUUACAAAAUACCACUGAAGACAUUAUUUGGAACAAUCCUGAGCAUGAAGAUAUACAGCAUUUAACUAAAUCAUCUAUAAUAAUAUUACCAAAACGGAUAUCAUGUGAGAAUCCAGGUGAAUUAUUUAUUAUUUUACAAGAUGAAAUGCCCAAAAAUUCAAAUAUUGAAGUUGAAUUCUGUACAGAAAAUCAGUUUAUUAGGAGAACACCACUGCAGUGGAAUGAAAAGAUACUUUGUUUAAAGGCUCUGGACCUUCCUCCUGGCCCAGUCAUUGUGAAUAUUUACAAUGGAGAAAACAUCACAGCAAGCGCACAGAUUGAGUAUUACUCUGCAAUUCAAGACCUGAAAUAUCUACUUUGCAAAGUGGUAGAUCCAUUAACAUUUAUUUGUCAGGCAUUUGAUGUUUACACAUUGAAGGAGCUUGAUAAGGUGCUGGCAAAAUCACUGCGGAACAAGAUUUCAUCUCAUGAAUUUAGCAUGCAUGACAUUAACCAACAAGCAUUAAAUGCCAGCUCUGUUGAAAUACCUACCAUACUGCAUUGUGCAGCUAAACUUGGUCUUAAAGACGUCACACAUCUGUUGUUGCAAAGCCCAGAGGCAGAUUAUAUUUGUCAAGUCACCAAUAAGUAUGGAGAUGAUCCAGCUACAAUUGCUGAGAAACAUGGACAUAAAGACAUUCAAGAAAUCAUCCUUCACCGAGCAACUAAAGUGAAAGCUAAUCACACAGAUAUAGCGAGAGAAGAAGAGGAGUCAAAGUUCGAAGAUGUUUAUGUAGACAUGGUCAAGAGUGCAGAUGCAGAUCAGCAUACUACCAAUGACGCAUAUGGAAAUGGAUACGAGGAGUGUGUCAACAAGGCCUAUGAAAGUGAACACGAUGUACUGGAGUAUCCUGCAGUUAACAGCAAGGAGGAGAAUGAUGAGGACAAUGAUGAGGAGCAUCCUGAGCACCUUGUUUCUGAUGAGACAUCAGGAAUAAUUGAUGAAUAUUGCUGCUCAAUACAAGCUGACUAUUCUUCAGGGCCUUUUAUAAAUGAUGAACUUCCUAGUGUAUUGCAAGAUGAUGCGUACAAGAAAGGUAUCGAUGAGAAAUGGCUCUGUGAAGAUGUGAGCAAAUACAACAAUGAAGAUGAGCAAAGUCUGGAAAAGACAGAGUAUGAACAGAGUUUAGGAUCCAGAGAUGGAAAUGUAUACGUUCCUCUGCCGGCUCGUUGUGGCUUUGAGAAUGUUCCUGUUCAGGUAGACUGCAGCUCUGCCACUACUUCUUUUCUUCCAGGAGACAGUCCACCACAGCAGUUUCACUCUUCUCAAGAGGAAGAGGCUGAUAAUGAAAGUAUGACACACCAAGGACUGACUGAACAUCUGGAUGAAGAACAAUGCAAUGAGUGUAUUGAGGAACCAUUGGUAUUUGCCUGCACUGAGGAUGAUGUGUACAUUGUAUUUGAAACCAACACUAAAGAUAUACAAAGAGGACAACAGUCCUUCAAUAUGCAUAAUGCAACCGUUCCAAAGAAAACCACUUACAACAUUCAUGAGGGAAAAAAGGACAGCGACAAUGAGGAUGUCACAUCUGCUGUAGCAGAUGAAUAUGCUGAAGAAGGAGAGGAUGAUGAAUAUAAUGAAAAACCACUGCUAGUCGCUUCUAUGGAGGACGAUGUGUACAUUGUAUUUGAAACGGGCACUACUGAGACACAACAAAGACAAAAUUCUUCUAUUUCACACAAUCCAGCAGCUUCAGCGAUCACAUCUAACCGCACAAUAGAAAGUGUUGCAUCAUAUAAUAUCCAAGAAGUGAGAAACCAUGACAGCUUUAGUGAACAUUAUAUCUGGGAUGAAACUAUGGAUGAAAGCAUUGAAGAAGAUCCAUACAGUCUUACCUCCCAUGAAAAUGAAUAUAUGGAGCUACCUUUUGAACCUGCUGAUGAAGUCAACCCAAGAACAAAAAAGUCUUUUAUUGUGCAUAGAGCUCCCCUUCCAGCACCCAGGCCACAGGCAGCUGCCAUUCCCGAACCAGAAGACUCCUACAUUUCUAAAGUGUUUCGCCAGAAGGAAGAAGAGAAAAAAAUAUACAGCACCGGCCUCUAUCAAAGCAGAGUACAAGUGACAAAGAACGAUGUUCAUGUUACACAGCAACCUUACCUACCUAGCGGGCAAGAUGAGCUGAUAUUGUUACAAGAAAAAGUGAAGAUGGGAAUUAUCACCAUGGAUGAAGCAAUUAAAAAAUUCCAGCAGUGGCAGACUGAAAAGAGUGGUCUGGAUCUCCUUCAACAGAAAAAAUUGCAGCAACUCCGUGACAAUAUUAUUGGAGAUAAACCAGACGAUGAUAAACUGACUAUUGUUCAUCAGCCAAGUCCAAUCUCUGCAAAGCAGAGAGCAACUUAUGGAAUGUUCGAUAACAGCAUUUAUCAGAAGGCACGUCCAGCAGUACAACCACCUCCCAAUAAUCCCAAAAAAGAACAUGGAACAUAUGGGAAAUUGCCAUAUAACAAGUGAAGGCUUUGGUCAGAAAGACAGACUUAGUGAAGAAGCUGAUAUACAAAAGUGGACCAACCAUUACUUACUUACAGCAUUGACAUGGCCUACCUUCUUCAGCCUAAUUGCACUAUGCUUGUGUUUGGCAGAAAACAGAGACAACAGUAGGAGAUCUGGACCAUGGGUUGCAGAGCUUGUUUUGUCUUCUCAGCACUUUGUAUGACCUUAAUUUAUUAUUGCAGAAUAGGUUUAAAAGCCCAAUAAAUGUACUAUUUAAAUAUGAAUAUGUAUUGGAGUCGAGAAUACAUUAAAGAGUGCAAAAAUAACUUGAAAGCUUCAUAAAUUGUAUAAAUUUGCAUGUGUGUACAUAUUAAAUUCAUAUAAAGCAGAACUCCAGUUUACAAAUUAUUACCCCUGGCCCAAGCACCCCAUUUCCCCCACCACCCCAUAUGUUAACUUUGUAUAUCUUAAAUUUCUCUAUAGUUACUUGUUUAGCCAACAUAAAGUUGCAGUGUUGUGAUUGAUCUGUUCCCAUUGCUCCUUGUGGUCUGACAGUUAUAAGGGAGCAGCAACACUCAACAUCGGGACUGCAUGUCCCAGAAGUCUAUGUGGUUUAGAUGCCUUUAGUGUCGUUUUGGAUACCAGAAAAUCCAGCUGGUUGUAGCAGUUGCAUCAUUACACCACCCUUGUAGUACUGAGAACAACAUGACAUCCAGUCACAGGAAGCUAGAUAUUGUGCAGCCAGAUGUUGUUCAUAUAAAGCCAUAAAUGAAUUGAAAAAACAAAAAACAAAGUUGCUUUACAUACAGAACAAUGAGCUAUAAUGCAUUGUUUAAAAAGUCAGGACUCCUUCUGAUAAUAAAGAUAAGUAAAA
Messenger RNA from Rana temporaria (common frog), 4085 nucleotides. RefSeq names its product B cell scaffold protein with ankyrin repeats 1 (gene BANK1). The coding region runs from base 311 to 3232 and encodes 973 amino acids. Gene Ontology annotation, molecular function: signaling receptor binding; protein tyrosine kinase binding. Lineage: Eukaryota; Metazoa; Chordata; Amphibia; Anura; Ranidae. The transcript is spliced from 20 exons. The record is from RefSeq and is a predicted model, not a curated record. Gene Ontology annotation, biological process: B cell activation; negative regulation of phosphatidylinositol 3-kinase/protein kinase B signal transduction; negative regulation of B cell activation.